Messenger RNA from Schistosoma haematobium, 16689 nucleotides. Its product is annotated as E3 ubiquitin-protein ligase synoviolin. NCBI's taxonomy places the organism in Eukaryota, Metazoa, Platyhelminthes, Trematoda, Strigeidida, Schistosomatidae. The record is from RefSeq and is a predicted model, not a curated record. Gene Ontology annotation, cellular component: cytoplasm. The transcript is spliced from 5 exons. The coding region runs from base 5935 to 6366 and encodes 143 amino acids.
UUCUUGAUAUAUUGCUUAUAACACUAUUGCUCAGAUCCAAAAUAUUUUUUGAAUUUUCUCAAGGUCGUGCUACGUGUAACGACCUUGAGGAUGAGGUACGCUAUUCUUGCAUCAGCAAGUUUGAUUGUUUCAUCCAUCGUCGUAACGAACACUUAUUACCGCAAAAAACAGUUUUAUCCUACUGUUGUGUACUUAACCAAUAAUCAGCCAUCCCUUUCUAUCCUCCUCUUUCAAUGUGUUGUUAUACUCUUCUUGGUCGUAAAAGCACUCACAUAUGCUUUCUUCGGUCGACUUCAAAGAGCAGAAGUAGAUAAUCUUGUUUCACAGUCAUGGUAUGCUUUCUUCGACAUGUGCUUGGUUUUUGCCUUCUUCCAGAACGAAUUGGGAGUCGAAUUUCUGUUCUUGUUCGCUAUACUUUUAUUUGUCAGAGCGUUUCACUGGCUUAUUGAAGAAAGGGUCGAUUAUAUGGAAAGAUCGCCUGUCAUUAGUGUUGUGUUUCAUCUUCGAACAAUGAUGCUUAUUACUCUUCUAACUCUGGUGGACGUAUAUUUCAUCAAAACAGCAUACUGGAAGCCAGCUACACACGGAAUAUCCGUACAUUUGGCUUUGGGGAUAGAGGUUUGAAUAUUAUUAACUUUGUUCAUACCUUACAUUUGUCUAUAAUUGUACACUUUGGCUGAAUAGGUGAGCAGGUUCUGUGUGUAUUAAGUUUCACUGUCAUACUGGGUAUGUACCAAUGGUCAUCUGAUAUAUCAAACGGAUUAGUUGUGCGAGAUAAUUGUUUUUUUUUUUGGUACUUGCCACGUCUCCGUCUACCGUAACUUGCGUUAGUUAGCGGGACAGGUAUAAGACGUAGGAAGCAUUGUUGUCAGAAUUCAGUCAAACCUACCUUGAAUUUAUGGGUUGUGAGAAAAUGUUUUCUUUGUGGUAUGAUCUAUAAAAUCUGCAACCGCCGAUUGAGAGCUCAAAGUGGGCCGCUGUUAUAGUUGCAUCUGCCUGACAUUCUAGACUGUUAAACACCUAUAGUCUUGCACGCUUAUUGAUUCUAGGGUUUUAAUUUUGUUGAUUAUCUAAACAUUGUUAAGCAGUAUGGUAACUAUUGCUAGUUUUUUUUCGAACGGAAACAAUAUAUUCCAUCUAAAGUAUCAUCUUAGUGGUACGUCCUAACCGAAUAUUUCCCCCGAAUAAAUCUACAAGGGAUUUUUAAUGAUUGAUUGGUUCCCAAAGAAGAUUAAAAUGAAGACUAUUGUUGUUUUUAUAAAGUAGAAACUAACUAAUCUAUUAAAUGUUUAUGUAGGAGUCUAGAGAUAAUGUUCCAGUACUCAAAACGUAGAUCAGACAUUUUUGAAGAAACAACUGUACAUUGAUUAUUUAGACCGUCAAACAGUUUGGAACUAAUUGAAUUGGCAAAAUCUAACUGUCAAUUACCAGCUAACUUGAGGCACUAUGUAAUGUCAGUUUUGUAUUGGUAAAAGACUAUUAUGGAAUGCAUAUCAACCUGAUCGUACCUGCAUACUGUCAUGCAAACUGUCGUUUCCCGAAUAUAUUAUUACCAAUAUUUUUAAAAAUGAGUAGUUCUAGGUGUUUUGAAGUUAUUUUCUCGUAAUUUAUGACGUCAUUUUUCAUUCAAGGUUAAAUAAGUCAUUAAGAUUUCCAUACUGUCGACUACGUUUGCACCAUGGUACAGUGUUGACAUGUCUGGAGCCCUCUAAAGGUUGAUGAUCACUGAUUACGGAUCGUGCAUCACAUAACUCACCGUUAAUCACAGUGUUGGAAAUUCACUUCUCACCUUUUUAAAAAUCCAAAACAUCUUGUUACUCUUAUGAUAGUUCCAUAUUCACUUAAACUAUUCCAUGUUUUUACAAACUGAAUGUUUUAAAUUAAUUCACGAUUAGGUAGAGUUCUAUCAAUAAGUUAGAUAUUAUUUCGACAGCAUGAAUAUUACACACGAUGUAGACGGCCAAAAUAUUUUUUUAUGAAGUUUUCUGUCUUCCCUUCAACCAUAAUAUCCAGCGUAGUACCGCGUUUUCCAUAUUCUUAAGUUCGACGUAGAUUGAUUGGGCUGUUGUCUUCACUCACUGUUUACUGACGACAUAGUACAGCUGUCAUCAUAGGCAAGCAAUAAGGAUGUAUUACUUAGAAAAUCCAUUCUCUAUUAUUAUACUCUAAGUGUUUUUAUGUACUUCAUGCAAGCGACUUGUUUAAAUAGGUUUAAUUUAACACUGGAUUAUUUGUUUUUAAAUAUUUUCAGUAUUUCAUUUUAAUAUUGAGUCUUCUAUCGACUACUGUACGUUAUAUUUUACAUUCGAUUGACUCUAUGCGAGAACAUUCCUGGAAUAAGAAAGCUACGUAUCUCUUAUAUGUGGAUAUUCUCAUUGGAUUUAUUCGUUUGGCUGUGUACGUUGAGUUUACGUUCAUCAUGUGGUCACUACAUCCGUUUCCUUUAUUUAUCGCGCGACCUAUCUAUCUUAGCAUCAGAUCACUAAAAAAGGCGAUUCGAGUAAGUUUUUGACUGUAAAGAUUUCGUAGUAUUCGUGAUCUUGGUUAUACAUUCUUACAUGUAUGACUAACACAAUUGUAUAUGAAUUGUCUUUAUGUUCUGGUCAGUUUCACCUCGUGAUUCAAAACAUGUACAUUCUGUCGCUGAACACUAUUCUUCUUAACCUUCAAUAAAGAUCUUGCAUAUAUGUUUGUUUGCGUUAGAUUUAUCAGUAUACAAGCGAAAAACUCAAUAUAUUAAGGCAUAAAUGUUAAAAAAUAAGUUAAACAUUUAGAUCCAUACGCUCAAUCUGUUAUUGCAAAUUUAAAAACAAUCGUACAUAAAUAUUACAAAGAUAUCAUCAUAAUUUGUUGUUGGGGAUCCUUUUGUCGACUCUGAAAUAAUACUAUCAUUAGUUUUUCGGGAUUUUUUUACUAACUGUUGUUCGAAUACUAUUACUUACACAAUAUUAAUAACGCAGUCUGAUAAAAAUCACAGUCCAGACUCCCAAAACAUGAAGAAUUCAUUUCAAUUGGAAAUGAAAUUGGUGAUAAAUAACCCGACCGUAGCUACUACCUUAACAUGUUAGUCGGGCUUGCCUAUCGUGGACUUAUCCAAGCUAUAUUGGCUGGAACACAUGUUUCUUUAGGUCCUACUAUGACAGGCAGGUCGGUCGGAGAGCGGUAUGACUAAAAGUAGAAACUUAAGGUCAGAGGGUGAAGUCGUACUGCUGACUGUAGAGGAGUGUGACACCAGUAACGUGUUUCCAUCAGACAACCAGCAUCUGCAGCGAUGCUGCCUUCUCAUUAUGGAAGGGGCUGUCACAUCUUAUUUUACCCCAUGGAUUUCCGUAUCUAGCAGUAAGGCAUUUUUAAGUGGGGAUCUAACACCGAAAAUUUUCUAAAAAAGGCUGUGCACGACCAGCCACAAGCAGUUGUCUCUCGGGCUAUGCGUCACGCUUUCAGGUCGCUAAGAACACUACUAAUUUAACUUUUUUCAGUCCUCUCAAGAAGAAAUAUCCUCCAGCAGUGUGGACAACCGCCUUCAUACUUCUAUCAGCAUCCGAGAUCAUCUUAUUGAUGAUCGAAUCCCUUCCUCACCCCUUAAUUCUUCCGACCUCGUUUAUCUUUAUCAUCAUGCGCCACCAAUACUAACUAUUUGGGUUCACAAAAUGUUAUUGCUGGUCUCCUAAAACCACUCUCUAAACUAAACGUUGGAGCUUUAAGUGUUCGAACCUUGUGUCAGAUAGGGAAACAGUCUUCUUUAGCUAGGACUCUAGUAUCUCACUUUUGAUGCUUUCUACGUCUCCGAAUCUCCUAUACAGGAUACAAGUACAGUCAUUCAUUUGAUCUCACUUUAUCAGUGUGAACAAACAGCACGAUUUACCUUCCGAGUACCUGAAAACCUCACUGCCAUUUUUUCCGAGGCCUCGCUGGUGCAUAUACAACAUUGAGUUCUAAAGUAGAAGAGGAUCUCCUAGACAGGAUUCCAAUAGAUAUUCGCUUGUGCACUGUCCAGCUAAACGAGACAGUAAGAACUCGAAAAGAUAGGGAUACACGCCUUUGCUUGUUUGUUGUCUCUGUCUACGCUUCCAUUGAUUGCAGCUCUGAUGAAGUUAAAGAUUAAUUUUAUAGGAAGCUAUCCAACUUCAUUCAAAAAACAAAAGCCUUAAUGUAGUGAUAGUAGCGAGUGAUUUCAGGGCUCAAUUAGGUAAACUAAACCGAACCGAAAGGUACUUAGGCGGAUCUUAAGGUGUUGCGGCUCAGCGAACAGAUAAUGCCAACCGUCUGUUGCAACUAUGCUCAGAUAACCAUCUAUUUUUGGCAAACACAAACUUCAAAAACAGGGAGAGACAUCGUCUCACGUGGUAACCUCCGUAAUUGACUUAUCAAUGGACUGCAGUAGGUCACAUUGCCAUUAGUUAUCGUUGAAGGGGCUCGAUAGAAGACUGUCACUAUUUUGGGAUUUGGCCUGACAACUUCAUCUUUCUGUGCUAAAGGAGUGUGGCAACUUGAACCAAUGUACAUGCGUACAGGUUCUACGUCGUGACUGACUGGUGAUAAAUAACAUUUGCAAGUGUGAAACAUACGUAAUUGUCUCAUCAGCUAAUAUUUUCCGCACAAGAAGACCAAAUAACAUACCGAAGUCAGACAAACCUAAUGUGAUGAACAUCUAAAAGUGUACAAACGAAAACGAAUAAUCUCAGCUGGGAAACAUAUGUAUUUUUUGCUUUGUUCUAUACUCAUAUCAGUAAGCUCAUGAGCACUGCCCACUCGAUUUUCCGUAAACUAGUAAGAUUAUGUAGGUCAGUUUAUAGUUGUUCACAACGUAGAACCUGCCAUGUAUAUGCAUCGGUUCAAGUUGACAGCUCGUUGAAUAUUUUGUUUGUGUUUCUAAGGUAAAUUUUAACUCAAUAACCAAGAUUUAGAUCUGUUAAUGAAAUCUAUACCUUCAUCAAACGUUAUCAAUAUUUGUUCGUUAAUCUUGUUUUAUUCCGGUGCUUAGUGAUCAAGGAAACCAUCUUUCUUCCAGUAGAUCUAAGGUUUAAAUUCCGCCCAACCCACCCCUCACUCAAAGUGUAGCUGCAAGCCGUGUUCAUAAACGUGUUCUUGAUAAAUAAUCGAAAUGAGUUUUUUCCUGUACAUCUGACUGUUACCUAAAGUAAUGAAAAACUUCUUUGCCCUUAACCUUAUAUACGACACUGACAGUGCAUAAUCUAAGUGAAAACUAAUCUCAAUGGGAUUUACAAAAACAGAUUUGAUUGGUUCUCAUAUGCUUCUGAGUUAUGGAAGAGUUGCAGUUUUUUGGAAUAUGCGCUUGAAUUGCUGCCGAAACCAUGGGAACUAAACUAAAAUUUCUUUCUUUAGAGUUUGUUUGUUGUAAAAUAUUUUCCCCACUCAAAAUAAUUCUUACCAAUUAUCUCAGUGUAUUCUUGUCAGUCAGUCAGUCAGCUACAAUGUCGGACCAGGCACAUAUGUACAUCGGUUCAAGAUACCAUACCUCGUUAGCACAACAAGAUGAACACCAAAUUCACAGAAGUAGUUUGUUCAGUUGUGGUAAUAUAUCCUUGGGCAUUUAACAAUCGUGGGUGUUAGCUUUUAUUUACAGACUAGCUACUGGUGAGAUACGUUUCAAUUUUCUUAACCCUUUUCUGUUAUGACAAUUGUAACAGUAGUUCAUCAAAGCUACUAUGUUCAUAAUAAUUAUGGAGUUACAGGCUCAUCCGUAUUCCUCCCUAUGAAAAUUAUACACCAAGAAAGGAUUUCGUCUGACGUUUACCUAACAGUAAAUACGGUGCUCAUUCGUUGUAUAAUACCGUUUGCGUAAUCAGCUCUUAUUUAAGAGACAUAAGGUUUUACAUUCAUUUACAUUAUCACCUAUCAUCAGUUUUAUGUGUGAUUACUGUAAGUAUAAUAUAACGUGAGAUCCUUUGAUUAUUCCUUUAUGUAAAGGAUAUGUUGAUGUCACGUCGUGCCAUUCGAUACAUGAACACAGUUUUCCGCGAUGCCACUCCAGAUGAUUUGGCUUCCUCCUCAGAUACUGUUUGCAUAAUCUGUCGUGAAGAAAUGAAUCUUCAGACAGAUAAUAUACCAUCGGUUGGGACUUCAGCUCUUAAAAGGUUACCUUGUUCUCACAUUUUCCAUUUUGGUUGUCUACGUUCGUGGUUUCAACGUCAACAGACUUGUCCAACCUGUCGAAUGGAUGUCAUACGUGAAGCUAGAGUGCAAGAAAGACAGCGACAACAACCUCAUCGUUCAGCAACUACCAAUAAUACACAACCAGAGAGCUCAACAACUUCUGGUCCAUCUAAUUCAACUGCGACACCAUCUAUUGCAGCUAAUAAUCAAAACUUAUCAGUGCCAUGGAUGGUAAGCUUCACCAGUUGACCUUCAGACUUAUGGUGACAAGUCACCCAUUCUUUGCGAACAAUUCUAACUAAAAAACAUAAUGAUAAUAAUAAUAUAGGAACAAUAAAAUGCUUAAGAUUAAUUCGCUUUACUUUAAGUGGACCAAUAACUUAAUAGGUAUGGGAUUUGGUUUAGGGCCGUCGGGCCACAGGUUCAAACGUUACUGAACUUGGUUUGCGCAGACGUAUAGUUAUUCCAAUGUUUGCAUGCAAUGUGACUCAAAGUGGGGCACACAAAUUUUUAUCUAGCUUCUCGGUUUCGGUCCCCCUAAAUUUAGGACUUCUUAGUCUGCUUUAAGCCACGGAAUUUUGUGCUAAUUAUUAACUAUUUCUUUUCCCUAUUUGCUGACCAAUUAGUAUUAUACUGUUCACUAGCGUGUGAUAUGAGACCAUGGGAGCAUGAAAGCUAUAUUUGCUUGACACAUGAACUAAUAAGAACGAAGUCUAUUAUUGGGCUGUCCUAUUUAAAAGUAAAUUUGUUGCAUAGUGAUUAAGAUCUAGGGUCGGUUCAUUUAGAGAGGAUAUUCUGGAAUAAUAUUUUGGAAUUUGUGAAAAUAAUUGGGGCUUUUAGUGAGGUAAGGCAGAAUAUAUGUAAGUCAUUAGAAAUGUAGAUUCACAUUUUAUUCAACUGGAUGAGUUUCUGGAAGAGAAUCGAGGCUGGGGUGAUUAAUUUAUAGAUACCUCCCUGCUUAAUUUCGACAAAUAUCUAAGCUUCUAUUCUUUAAUCAAGGAUUAAAAAGAUUUCUCCUUAAUAUCUUUUGACACCUGUUUUUCAUUUACAGAAUAGUUGAAAUUGUUAUUGUUUGGGGAGGUGGCACAUGGUUACGUUUACCUAGUUAUACUUUCGUUUUCAACAUAACAUUGUUAUAUCCGCGGAAAUUCUUAGAUGACUUGUGUCUAGUACUGAAAACCCCGAAUCCAACGACGUUUAGUGAAAGCACAAGGACUUCUGAUAUGGAUUUAUUUGACACUGGAGAUACGCGAAUACACUGAUUUUUAUAUAAUUUAUAUACAGUCAGUUUCAUAUAAUUUUAGCUGUUCAGUAUUUAACAUUAACUGGUGAAUAUCUUACUGUGUGAACACAUUUACAAUAUCAUGCAAUUAAGUAUUUACAAUCAAUAAAUAUAAUUAAUUGGCCAAGUUAUAUAGUCACUUAGGAUGUGAUUACAUGUUACAGGCGACCAGUUGCUCUCCAAUCGAUUAAGUAAUUGUUCGUGUUAUCACAUAUUGUUACUGUUCAAUAUUUUGUUUGUUAUUUAGCCUCCUGCCAAUGCAUUCCCGUUUUAUCCACCAUUUAUUCCUCCUAAUAAUAAUUCAACAACUACACAAGCUCAGACAGUCUUUCCGUCUGUGCCUCCUUUAUACAUACCACCCUUUAUGGGGAUGCCUAUAAUAUACCCUGGUAAGUUAGGUGGAUUGUCUAUUACACUGUUUUAACAGAACAUUCUGUUUAUAACCACACAGUUUGAAUGUUGUAUAUCAUUUUAAUUCGAUAUCGAUCUCGCAAGCUCAGUUUUUACUUUAUUUUUACAUUCAUACUAUUUGAUGUUAGAACAGCUAAAGUGGACUGUAAUGUGUGUAAUAAAUAUCUUAAUGCAUUCUGCUUGUAAUUUUGGACUAUCCAACUUUCAAAGUAUAUUGUCAAUGUAUCUUGCACUAUCGGGAUCCUGUGUUUAUAAUCAGUCAUAUUUAAAACAAAAUAUGUAAAAAGUGACUGACAGACUCAGCUCCAUUUGGUUUUCGAGACAACUUUUAUUAGUAUUUGCUAAUUUCAUUCACAUGAAGAUUUAAAUUACCUGUUUUCACUUAGAUAUCUCAACUUUCUGUAGAAGCAUAUUCUAUCUUGGGUAUCUGUCAUCGACACUGUACAUUCAUGGACGAUUAAUUCGAAGCAGUAAAGUAUAUAUCCCCUAUAUUUGUAUUUUUGACCUUUUAAGUAAGAAGGGUGUUAUCUGAUUGUCUGCCUGUUAUGUGAUUUUACGAACUUAUUGACUGUUAGGAUAGUAAAAUCAUGACUGUGAUUGAUUGUUCUCUGACUUUUAAAAAAUUAAUUUAAAAAGCCAAGAAUGAUCACUGAUCGUCUUAAACGAAAGAUAUAGUUUAAAUUAGUGCACGGUAUGUUUUUAUUUGGAAUGUUACUUAGCCUAUGAGUACGUUGUGUAACUUUAUAGUAUUCUGUAAACUAGGCUUUGCUCAUUUUCCUACCUACCAAUUCUCAUUAAUGUAACCAUUGUGUCACACUCCGCUUAGGUAACUUGUUCUCUAGUGGAAAUACUCCUAUGCCAGAACCGCCCUCUGGACCACCUGAAUCAACUGAUGAAGCUCGUCUUCGUGCCAGUGCUGAAGCCCGUUUCACCGCUUUACGUCAAAUAAAUGUACUGUUGAAUGCAGCUGUCCUGCAAAUGAAUGCUUACCUCAAUGCGGCUAGCGCUCCUCCAAGUGAAUUAGAACCUAUUACUUCUAUUAACACUGUCCUCAACACCGACGAUGUGGGAUCAAAUAAUGAAGGAAAGGGAGCCUCAAGUAGUGAUGUAAAUUCUCAGUAAGCAGUUUUCUGAUUCACCUUAAUUGUUUCCGUUUGUAUGAUUACUAUAUCUCCCGAUUACCAAAGCCGUCUGACUUUUGGUCCCAACACACUGCUUCAUUUACUGAAGCAAUUUCCAAUGUGAAUCUAUGUUUACUUUUUUGUAUAGUCCCGUUGAACUAGUUUUUGAAUAGACUUCUAAAAUAUUUUCAUUCUGUUUUAUUAUAGGCUACGACUGAUACAGAUAUUGUUCACUGAAAAUUAAGUCACUCUUUCUUUUUCUAUGCUCUGUAUGUAAAAUUCAGUCUAUGUAUUAUAUUAGGUGGUUUCAUUUCUAGUUGGUCCCAUCCGUGUGUCUUCCUGAAUUUGAAUAACUAACAGUGCUAGAUAUUCAGUCCUCCUUAGUGAUUUGUUCAACUUGAAGCAUUUCGCUCUGUUAAUUGACGUGGAAACUGAUGGUUUCAUCUCACAUUAGAAACUGUUUUGCCAGUUAUUCAAUACAUUAUGUUGAUUGACAGUAUAUUAUUUGCUCUUGUUACACAAGUUCUUAGAAGUUGUUCGUUUGCCGUGAAAAACUGUCAAAACCGUCAGUCAUUAUGUUGUGAGAUGAAAGUACCCAUAUUGGGGUGGUUGGUCAUGUAACCGCUUUUGUAUAUAGUCUUCUCACUUCUAGCCGGUAACCCUAAUACAAGAAGUAUUUUCGACAGGAACUUUGAAAGAUUUAAAUGUUUCAUAAACCCAAUGGAUCCUGGGGACAUGGUCGAGAAAUCGUAUCACGGACUACAAUGAAGGAUGAACGGAAAGGACUUAAUCUCUUCCUCAGUCCUAGUUAAUCCUCACAAAAGUCCAACUCGUGGUGAGAUUUGUUUGGUUUUCCAAAGGUCAUUCAAGUAAACAGCUAUAACGCUGUUAUAAUCUCUUUUAUUGCGACCCAGCUACUUCUAUUGUUUAGCACUCGGACACGUUACCCCACUCGACUAGUCCUCAAAUCAGAACACGGUCGAACAGGAACGUAAUUAUAUCUUAAAUAAACAAGAUUGAAUGGGAUUAAGAAUCACGAUAAGCAAAACGUUCGUAUAUUCAUAGUUUUACGCAAGAAGAUUCUAGAGUCUUCAAGUAUGAGUAUCCGCUAAUUGGCUGGGAAGUGGUGAAUCAGCUUUGUCCAACACAAUCCUACAUGUAACAUGCUUUAGUCCAAUCUCUAUCCGGCUAAUAAACAGCUUUGUUUAUGGUGUGGAAACAUUGCUAAUUAAAUGUUUGCAAACCAGUAAGGAAAAAGUGUAUUUGAUAGUAGCAAGAAUGUACAGCACAUAACGUGGAUAUUUUUUGGUGAAAAGGUGAUACUAAUUCAAAAUUGUGGAAAUUAAACUACACGCUAGUAACUUUAAGAUUGUUUUGGGAUCUGAACACUCGAUAACCAAAGUUUGCAAAAUGCUACCCAUUUGUGGACUACACUAACUUUUAAAAUGUAUUGUUGAAUAUACUUAUUGAUGUACUAUUCUGGUGUUCUAUUUAUAUGUUGAGUCAUGACUGAUUGCAUGUUCAGUCCACGAACAUGUGAUCUGGUGACUGUACCAUGGAAAUUAUGUUCACUUCCCUUAUGUGGAUCAGGUGUUAAUGCUAAGUUAGAGGGAGUAUGUAGUUGCCUGGUGCUAGGAACAGCUGGGUAAAUACUAGAAUUCCCCUAAGUGGGCUUCUCUGUUAUGGUCAUUUUUUCUUCAGUUUUGUCAUCAAUGAUUUCCUCAGGGUAGUGCACGGUUUUGAUGUAAACCUGUUAUUCAAAAGAAGAUUUUGACUUUGCUCAUGAUAAUAAUAUCGCCUUACUCUCCAAUGAUAAGCAAAUUACUCAAAUCUAAAUUGAUGAAUGGCAUUGUAAUUUGCAUCUUCACAGUGUAACACCCCUGUAGUGUUGGUUAUAUCCUUUUAUUGAAGUCUAGAAGGGUGAAGAAAUAUGUAUGUCUGGUGUUUGUGUGAGUUCUGGUGGUUAUUUAAUAUAUUUUUUUUCUCCAGUCUAUGACAACCUUGACUUAUUGUUUUGUUAGUUUGUAUAUACAUGAUGGAGUGCACAAUACUUCAAUGCAAACAGUUUUCAUGUUUUCUCAUUCUUGCAUGUCAUGUCCCGAAAGUCAUACAUUUCGUUUAAUUGGAACAUAUUUUAUGAAAUUUGAACUUUUAAUCAUGAGAGUUACCCAAUCACGAUGGUUUUCUGGUCAUGCAACCUAAGCGGUUACCUACCUUUUUUCUAAAGUUAGCUCACGUGAGUUGGUUCAGCUGUUUAUUUACAUAUUCCGUGAUGAAUACAUAUUAGAGAUAAUAAACUGUCUCAAGUGAUUAGUUUCAAUUUGGAGCCUAAUUUUUGUGAACUUUAAUGUAAAUAUCUGAUUACUGGAUUUUGUUGUAAGAAAUUACGUGAUUUGUUAAUACCGUUGGAAAUAUUCAGUGAUAUAUUCGUAUUUUUAUGGAUAUUUAUUAAAUAUUACUUUAUUUUAGUUAUUUUUUGUUGAGUACCAUGGAAACCCAAGUACAUGUGUGUUCUGUAGCAUUCACCUUAAGAUCAUCCCAGUAAACUUAUUUGGUUUUUAUUUUGUGACGAAUAAUAUUUAUACAUAUUAGUUCCCAUAAUGUUUCCGAUUUAAUACCAGGUGGCUCAGUGGUCAUUUAAAAUCAUCAUUAUGUCGGUUGUUUCUAAUAUCUGGACCACAUGUGUCUACCUAUCAUCUGACUAGUCAGUAGACAGAUUAUUUUCAAAUAAGUUCUGUAUUUCGUCUCAUGGUCCGAGGUUUUCUUAUAGUUUAAUUCUUACACUAGAGACUGUCUAGAUACAAAAUCAAUCUGCUCACAUGAGGCAAAGAUUCUGGUUCAAAAAACGAAAUCUCUGAGGUGUCAAUAACUGUCAGUGUUAGUUCCUCAUUGUAGCUGCCAUUUAGUUGGUGAUCUAAUAUUUCUGGUUCUCACUAUUUUAUGAUAGCAAAUCUACAUGAUUGCUAUUUAUGUGUUUUUCAACUAACAUUUCAUUCUAUUUCAGGUUAGACUCGGAUGGUAAGAGUCCCCUUGCAUCAGGUAAGUAAACUUCUUAUUCUAGUUUUGAUUUUUUUAAUGGAACAGCCUUGGCAUCUUAAUAUUCAAGCUAUGGAAGAGAAAUUUGUUCUCAUUCCUUUCCAUUCCUCAGAUGCCUUCAUGAUGAUUAAAUAUGUAGUUGAGUUAAAACUAUUUACUUGUUCUUCUUACAUAUGAUGAAUGGAAAAUGAUAUGUUUCAGUUCUAAAAAAACUUUCCCGGAAAAAUGUUUUACGAAGUUAUCUUAGAAAACAACAAGGAAGUAAACAGCUUUCACAAUGAAUGACUGAAACUGUGAAUGUAACACUAAGGCAUAAACCACCAGGACUGAUUAGUCUUUAGGAUUGGAUAACCUCUUCGUUACAACAUAAAGAGAAUAGUUACAAAUUAAUUUACCGCUUAGUUAAAACUGAAAAAUAAUUCAUACGAAAACGUCAAUUAGGUUUCAAUCAUAGUUAAGAUUAUGUAAAAUGAGUUUUAUAUCUUCCUCUCAAUUUCAGACAUGAAGAAAUAGAGGGGAAUUAUUGUUCAGUGUUUCCUCAAGAAUAAGCCUCUAAAUGUGAAUUUCGUAAUCUCGAAAUUGAGUCUCUAUGUCUUUUUUAAGAAUAAUGAAAAACUGUUCAUUGGAAAUCUAAUCUAAAUAAAUUCCGUUAUGGUUUCUGGGAGAUAUUUCUGUUUCUAGUAGGAAUAUAAAGGCAUCGAUUUGCUUCAUUUGAACAAUCAUCAGGAAAAAACUACAGUCACACAAUCUACUACUUUAUUUUUCAAAAUGACUGUAAGGUAUGGAAUUUAAAAGUAAAUGACGAGAAUGAGUACAGAUAUUUUAUCACCGGUAUUCUCCUAUCAGAAUCUUGAAUUGGAACUAUUAGGGUGUUAACGAGCUUGGGUUAACUAGAGUAGCAAUGAUGUGUUAGAUUUUGGGGGUAAGUUCUCUAGUCUUGUGUUUUAUGUUGAUCGUGGUAGUUUUGUUAUUGGAAAUAUUUCUUUAUUUUAACUGCAUAGUUAAAAGCGGAUCUCGAAUUCAUCUGGAAAAUAACGGCUUUUAAUGACAAAGAACGUGAAUUUUCGAUUAGCUCUUCUGAUAACCAAAUCUGAAGUUUUUGCUGAACGAUUUAUCUAUCUUUAAAGUAUCGGUACUUGCAUGGUUUGGUUCCAUAAAUUUCAGUUUGUAUUUACUAUAUGGUCAAAGAUUGAACUCAGGAGUUCCAAAUUUCCGCCAUUAUAUUUAACAAUUUAAGUUUCUCUCACGUUCAUUGAAGGACAUUGUGGUACAUCAUAAGUCAUUGGCGUUACAUUAAAACAUGAUAAACCAACUGGACCAAUAUUUUAUUUCACCUGCAUUUCAUCCUUUUUUCCUCUUAAUUUGUAUUUUUGUAUCUAGAAGACUCGGAAUUUACGGAAGUUCGUAAACGUAGACUAGAACACUUUGAAUGCUCGUGUGGAGAAAUCACAUCAAAGUCUAACUCUGAACUUAAUGAUGUGUCCAAUUGAUCUUGUGACAUUUAUAUAUACCUAACUUUGGUAUUACUAAGUUUAUUCUGAGAUUAGUUUGUGUAAGUUGAAUUCUGUGUGGCCAUGUAUUCUUUCAGAAUUCUUAAAUAAAACGAAUGGCUUUCUAUAUAUUUCAGAAUUUAAAUUAUAUUUGAUGUAAUAUUGUUUCGUUAUAUUCUGUCUUCAAGUAGUCUCAAUAGUUCGCCUUUAUUACUUGUUAUGUUCCAAGGAAUGUGAGAUAUUUCUCUUCAUUAUAAUUAGUAAUAUGGUUUUGUUCAAUGUACGUAUACUUUUUUUUUAUAAAUUACAGGGAUUAGUGUAAUAUUAGACAAUAGUUUAAUAGAUCACUUAGACAAGGCAGAACUAAUUGAUUUGAUGUAGUUUUGUCGUAUGGUUCUGUAAGUCUUCGACAUUUGAUUCUGACCUCAGUUUUAAUGGACACAUCUAGUUGGAGGUGCUUGGUCACUCAUCAGCACCAGAUCAUGAGUGGGAACGCCGUGCUACAUAUCUCCUACAUUCGUUGGCUAGCUUGGACCAACUAAUUAUUUCUUUACUAUAUCCUUAUAUGCAAUCCUUCUUUUUUAUAUUACCACCAUUGAAUUAACCACUAUGAAUUCGGUGUUCAUCUUGGUGUGCUAAUGAGGUAUGGUUACUUGGACCGAUACAUAUAUGUGCCCGGUCCUACGUUGUAGCUGACUGACUGAGCUUGGAUCAAACGCCUCCCGAGAUAUCGAUAACCGUCCAGAUAUGUCUCUCAACCUCUUCUCUUCUGACAUGAAUGGGUUGGCAUACUUUGUGUGUAAAGGUGUUACGUGUGUGGGCGUUGUCAAACUCUGAAUACUUGUGGUUUUUCUUACCAGCAUUCCUCUUAAGAAUCCUAAGAUUUAAAUAUUGGUAGUUUACUUGAAAUCUAUGAAUUUGCUCUUUUCAAACGUAAGUAAAAGUGUACUUUUAUGGGGAACUUUCCCUGGCAGCUAUUUGUGAGCUGACUAAAAAAUUUUCCAUAUUCCAGUCCUGUGCCGAUUUUCUUGUGGCUUUUUAACUCAUAGUUCGUAUUCCCGCGAACGUAAAAUGUGAUCCCAUUAGUCAUCAAAUGAUGUGGCUAAAGGCACAACUCAAGCUUUAAUUUGAAUGGUUUUACCUCUAAUGUACCUCGUUUUAUAUUUUUGACCACAGUGUUUCUGACUCUAUGCACUUGUGAAGUAUUGAGGCACUGUUUUGGUUUGUCACUAGCACGGAUAGUACUAAGUGUGAAAUAGAUAUAUUUACUGAGGUAACAUGUAAUUUACAAAGUAUGUAAACUUAAGAACUACGUGUCUUUGAUCUGUUUUUUUCUGUUCGUUACCGAGAAAGUAAUGAAUUCUCAGUGUUCCGUUUACUUUUUGGGACUACACUGACUUAUGACAUACGAUGACUGAACCAUAAAAUCUAAACCCUAUUUAAUUUCAUAUAUUACGCUUAGGCUGACCCCGUCGUGCAACAGUAGUGAUCAAAGCCAGAUAUGAAUUGAGUCAGAAAAAUUUUCUCAGACACCCGGUUCGAGGUGUAACAUGAAGAAAGGCUACGUAUCCUACCUAGUUUCAUCGAACGAGGCUCAACAAGAAAAUGUACUCUAAAGAUGUGUAUUUAAUCUCUUAUUGGUGAACAAUCACGUACACAUAAAAACGACCAGUAUUGUACGUGAACAUCUGAAGAAAUUUAUACGAAGUUAAGAAAUGCUUCAAUUUGAACGGAGCUGAAAGGUAGAUUUAUGUCCCUUUCAGACAUAGGCUUUACUACUACGCCUACGUUUCUACUGAAGAGUACGGUGCUCGACCUAAGCAUAUGUUCUAUUGCCUAGAUAAAUAGGUAGUACAGGGGGUGAAAUUCUCAAACCAUUUGACAAGUGUUUCACAUGCUGCUCACAAGUAUAUUGGACAAAUCCACUCAGAUUCAGUAUUUUGUUCUGAUAUGUCUUUAAAGAUUUCAUUGAUUGCUCAAUAGACCAUUUCCAGAUAUUUCGAAACGGCUGGACGGUUUGUUAUUUGGUGACAAUGGGAAAAAUGAAUAUUAUGCGACUGCUGAGAUAAUUUCAUGGAAAAAUUUUAACUUUAUUCCAUUUAGAAGAGCUGAGGAUCUCAGGUGUAAUAAUAUCUUCCCAUAGUAGAUGUCGAAUGUGUAAUUUUGUUGAAGAUACUCUUCCAGCCUGUUAGUCAAUGCACACACCAUUGCUGGUCACAUGUUGAUCUAACCAGAUUGCCUCCCUGACUUAAGUCUACUACGUGCAUAUUUAUCAACUGAUAGCUCAUCCGCACCACAAUAUAGGACGUGCAAGGUAAUAAAGGUCCUAGUAUCAAAUAGAAUGGAAUAACUUGUCGUUUCACUAAUUUCUAAUCAAAGUCGACGAUAUCUGAAAUUCAACGCAAUUUUCCUUCCUGACAGACCUUAUAGUACAAACAUACAAUACACUUGAAAUAGCCCCUCACUGCUAUAUAAAUCAGCAGGGACAGACACUCCGUCCUGACUUAUGAAAAUUACUUGGUGGUGUUUAUCUAAGUAAAAUUUUAAGUUCAGUCAUGGGAGCUAAUGUUGUAUUUAGCGAGUCUACAACAUACAAACCGUAAUAUUGUUCUCGUCUGACGUGAAAUUCAAGUCCAUAGUUACUCAAGCCUGGAUUGCCCCUUUGAGGUGGCCAAGUAAUCUUGCUCCUUUGGUUUCCACACCAAACGAAUGAAAUCCUACCAUAAAAAUGGCUUGCUUGGGUAGGAAAGAAAUGGACAAGAGGAAUGCAUACGCCAGCUUAGUGGUAUGAACUGAUUGAUGAUUGUAAGUUUUUCUUGGUCUGAAUUAUAUCCAGCAAACACUUAAACGUCUGCUGACCUGGUUUACAAGACAGAUAUGUUAGGUAUUAGUGGAUGGUUUGGCGAAAAAGCUUCUGUUAUUUCUCGUGGAAGCAUGAGAUGUCGAUCAAUAUUUUUACUCCAACUUUGUCCCAAACAGACCUUUUUAGUUGUCUUCAUUUUUAACUCGUACUUUCAUGUCUGCCUCCAAUUCACGACGCUAUGUGUUCUUUGGUCUUCCUCUUCUACUUUCGGGAUUCCGAAAAGGCUUUGUGAUGCACGAAUUUUAUCUGCUGUAGUUGAUUAUUACUGAUGUUCUCUGAUUAGUUUCAAUUUCAGUUUGAAAAGCACAGAGUGUUAAGUGACCUGUGUUUGUCAUGGCAAUGGUGGUCUCCCAGUUGAUCCAAAUUAUU